UGCCCUCCAACGCUGCCGCGCCUCCGGGGUCCUCGGCCAGGGACAGCAGCCGCUCCCGCGCCAGCAGGGAAGGCUCCUUUGUCCUGACGGCGCGGUCAGGUGACAGCGCCGAGCCUACUUAGCUGGAGACGCGGAAGGGCGCGCGCAGGGAGGCGGCGCCGACAUGCGGCCCCAGGCGCUCCCCGGGCUCCCGCGGGCGCUCCCGCUGCUGCUGCUGCUGCUGCUGCUGCUGCUGCUGUCGCCGUCGCUCGCGCCCGGCGCAGCUCCGCGCGCGCCGCGCUUCGACCCCACUUGGGAGUCCCUGGACGCCCGCCCGCUGCCGGUCUGGUUCGACCGGGCCAAGUUCGGCAUCUUCAUCCACUGGGGGCUGUUCUCCGUGCCCAGUUUCGGGAGCGAAUGGUUCUGGUGGUAUUGGCAAGAGAAGAAGAUACCGAUGUACGUGGAAUUUAUGAAAAAUAAUUACCCUCCUAAUUUCAAAUAUGAAGAUUUUGGACCACUAUUUACAGCAAAGUUUUUUAAUGCAAGCCACUGGGCAGAUAUUUUUCAGGCUUCUGGUGCCAAAUAUAUUGUCUUAACUUCCAAACAUCAUGAAGGCUUUACCUUGUGGGGCUCUCAGUACUCCUGGAACUGGAAUGCUGUAGAUGAGGGGCCGAAGAGGGACCUCGUCAAGGAACUCGAGGUGGCCAUUAGGAAGAGGACUGACCUGCGUUUUGGACUGUACUAUUCCCUUUUUGAAUGGUUUCAUCCACUCUUCCUUGAGGAUAAGUCCAGAUCAUUCCAACAGCAGCAGUUUCCAGUUUCUAAGAUGCUGCCGGAACUCUAUGAGUUAGUGAACAAGUACCAGCCAGAGAUCCUGUGGUCGGAUGGUGAUGGCGAUGCUCCUGACUACUACUGGAACAGCACAGGUUUCCUGGCCUGGCUGUAUAACAGAAGCCCAGUUCGGGACACAGUUGUGACCAAUGACCGUUGGGGAUAUGGUACCAUCUGUAAGCAUGGUGGCUAUUAUACCUGCAGUGAUCGGUAUAACCCAGGACAUCUUUUGCCUCAUAAAUGGGAAAAUUGCAUGACAAUAGACAAGUUUUCCUGGGGCUACAGGAGAGAUGCUGGAAUUAAUGACUAUCUUACAAUCGAAGAACUAGUGAAGGAACUUGUAGAAACAGUUUCAUGUGGAGGAAAUCUUUUGAUGAAUAUUGGACCCACACAUGAUGGCACCAUUUCUGUAAUUUUUGAGGAGCGAUUGAGGCAGAUGGGGACCUGGCUAAAAGUCAAUGGAGAAGCCAUUUAUGAAACCCACCCUUGGAGGUCCCAGAGUGAUGAUGUCACCCCAAAUGUGUGGUACACAUCCAAACAUAAACAAAAAUUGGUCUAUGCCAUAUUUCUUGAAUGGCCCACAUCAAGGCAUCUGUUUCUUAGCCAACCGAUAGCUACUCUGGGAGUAACAAAGAUUAAACUGCUGGGACAUGAACAGCCACUUAACUGGACUUCUUUGAAGCCAAAUGGCUUACUGGUAGAACUGCCACAUCCACCCUUGUAUCAGAUGCCCUGUAAAUGGGGCUGGGCUCUAGCAUUAACUAAUGUGAUCUAAUUUGCUGCAGAGAGGUUCAUGCUGCAGGUACACUGGAGACUAGAAUAUAUCAGGUUUCUAUAAUUGUAGCACUUAGAGAAAGCAAUUGUAAAACUGGUCAAGGAAAGUCAAGUAAUUAUUUAGGCAAUUCAGACUUUUCCCCUCUUACUCCUUAAUGUUUUUCUUAAAUUACCCAUGUUAACUGUUUUAACUCUACAGUGUACUUUAGCCAUCAAAGUCUCUUCACAUUGAGUUUAUCUCCAUGUGUGAUUAAGAGGUGGGAAUUUUUAUUUUACAGUAGCUAGGAAUUGGUGGUGGUAAUGACUGACUGAAUUGUGUCUCCUGAAUUGUGUCUCAAAUUCAUUUGUUGAAGCCCUAACCUGCAAUGUGCCUAUAUUUGAAGACAGAGCCUUUGAAGGGGUAGCUAAGGUUAAAUAAAGUCAUAAGAGUGAGAACCUAA
This is a messenger RNA of Lutra lutra (Eurasian river otter), 2024 nucleotides long. RefSeq names its product alpha-L-fucosidase 2 (gene FUCA2). Bases 164 to 1585 code for a protein of 473 amino acids. Lineage: Eukaryota; Metazoa; Chordata; Mammalia; Carnivora; Mustelidae. The record is from RefSeq and is a predicted model, not a curated record. Gene Ontology annotation, biological process: fucose metabolic process; glycoside catabolic process. Gene Ontology annotation, cellular component: lysosome. The transcript has 7 exons. Gene Ontology annotation, molecular function: alpha-L-fucosidase activity.